UUGGGUUGAGAGAGGGAGAGAGCUUGCUAUAAGAUUCCAAUUUUUGUUCACCGAUCUCCCCAAUGAGAGCGGCCUUGGCUUUUCCUUGAUCGCCACCUCUCAAACUUACUUCACUAGCUACCUCUUCUUUUCUCAUAACCUACUAUUUCCCUCUCUCUCUCUCCCCCACUACAGACUCAUAUUCCUUUAGGGCUUUAAAAAUUCAUUAAUGCAAUGGCUAUUGACUGCAUAACAAGCAUACCGCCCAUGCCUCCUCAACCUCCAAAAGAAGAAGAGCGCAACGAGCAAAAACAACUUGUUUUUGAUGCCUCGGUGCUCAAAUACCAAUCAAAUAUACCACAGCAGUUCAUAUGGCCGGACGAGGAAAAGCCUUGCUCUGAUGCGCCGGAACUUCCAGUUCCCCUUAUUGACUUAGGCGGCUUCCUCUCCGGCGACCCGUCUGCUGCAGCGGAAGCCUCAAAACUUGUUGGCGAAGCGUGCCAAAAGCAUGGCUUCUUUCUUGUUGUCAAUCAUGGUGUGGAUGCUAAGCUAAUAGCUGAUUCUCAUGGCUACAUGGACGACUUCUUCGAGCUGCCCCUUUCAACAAAGCAGAGGGCUCAGAGGAAAGUAGGUGAGCACUGUGGUUAUGCCAGUAGCUUCACAGGCAGGUUCUCCUCCAAGCUCCCUUGGAAGGAAACACUUUCUUUCCGCUAUUCAGCAGACCAAACCUCAUCCAAUAUUGUUCAGGAGUAUUUAUGUAAUACAAUGGGUGAAGCUUUCAAGCAACUCGGGAGGGUUUAUCAGGACUACUGCGAGGCAAUGAACACUCUUUCUCUAGGGAUCAUGGAACUCCUAGGAAUGAGCCUAGGUGUAAGCAGAGCCCAUUUUAAGGAGUAUUUUCAGGAGAACGAUUCGAUAAUGAGGCUCAACUACUAUCCGCCGUGCCAAAAACCUGACCUUACUUUAGGCACUGGGCCUCAUUGCGAUCCAACAUCGUUAACCAUCCUUCACCAGGACCAAGUAGGUGGCCUUCAAGUGUUCGUAGACGACGAGUGGCGAUCUAUUAGCCCAAAUUCGAAUGCUUUUGUUGUUAACAUCGGCGACACCUUCAUGGCUCUUUCAAAUGGAAGAUACAAAAGUUGCUUGCAUCGGGCAGUGGUGAACAGCAAAACUCCAAGGAAAUCUCUGGCUUUCUUUCUAUGUCCAAGAAAUGAUAAAGUGGUUAGCCCACCAAGUGAAUUGGUGGACACAGUGCGUCCAAGGAUAUACCCGGAUUUCACAUGGCCUAUGCUGCUUGAAUUCACACAGAAGCAUUACAGGGCUGACAUGAAGACCCUCGAAGUCUUUUCGAACUGGCUUCAACAGAAAAACAGCUGAAACUCCAAACGGACAUGGCCAUCAUGUUAAUGGUCAUUCUUCCACAGAAAAUGACGUUGAUAAGAAGAGGAAAAUAGAGGCAGAGGGAGUUGGAGUCUUUCGUUAAAGAGGUAGAGGAAGACAGGGCCAAAGUUGAAGGAAAAGACAGUUUUAUGGUUUUUGGGGUUUGGUACAAUAACUUUCAUUGAUGAACAAAAGCAAGACAAGAGAAUGAGAGAUAUAAGGAACCAAUAAACGGCUGUAUUCAACAGCUAAUUUUUGUAAUUUUCUAAUUUGAUAAUGUAAAAGGUUAUCAAUAGGGUUACCUCGCUAAUUAUAUGUAAAAAUAUUUCGUUUCAAAUUA
This is a messenger RNA of Juglans microcarpa x Juglans regia, 1699 nucleotides long. RefSeq names its product gibberellin 20 oxidase 1. NCBI's taxonomy places the organism in Eukaryota, Viridiplantae, Streptophyta, Magnoliopsida, Fagales, Juglandaceae. Gene Ontology annotation, biological process: unidimensional cell growth; flower development; gibberellin biosynthetic process. The record is from RefSeq and is a predicted model, not a curated record. Bases 214 to 1356 code for a protein of 380 amino acids. The transcript is spliced from 3 exons. Gene Ontology annotation, molecular function: gibberellin 20-oxidase activity.